Molecule: messenger RNA, 2045 nt
Organism: Drosophila grimshawi
Lineage: Eukaryota; Metazoa; Arthropoda; Insecta; Diptera; Drosophilidae
Gene: Frmd5
Product: FERM domain-containing protein 5
Exons: 7
Coding region: 274-2028 (584 amino acids)
Cellular component (GO): cytoskeleton
Molecular function (GO): cytoskeletal protein binding
Source: RefSeq, a predicted model, not a curated record
GUGUUUGUUUUCUCAAGCAAACAAAAAAAAACACCCAAAACACCCUUAACAGGAAAAAGCGAAGGACGACAAAGGACACUGACAUUGUCGGCAAACAAACUUCCCCAAAAUUUGUUAAAAAACGAAAUACUUUCCAUACAUAAUUGCAAAAGAAAUGAAAACUCAGCCGCCAAUUGAGCUAAACUAAAAUAUUGUUUUUAACAUUUGUUCUUUGAUUUGAAGUGCUUUGAUGAGCUUUGGCAAAAGUCGAUAAAAUUCAAAUAAAAAUCUAAAAUGUUCAAAAGUAAAAACGAGUGUAAUAUUGUGUACAAGUGCACAGUUCGUCUACUCGAUGAUUCCGACGUUCUGGAAUGCGAAUUUCAGCCAUUCCACAAAGGCAUUUAUUUAGUGGACCAUAUUUGUAGACAACUAGAUAUUAAGGAAAAGGACUAUUUUGGCUUACGUUACGUCGAUACGGGAAAACAAAGGCACUGGCUUGACUUGGCCAAAUCCAUAUUAAAACAAUGCAAAGAUAUCGAUCCUGUUCUGUUUUCCUUGCGUGUGAAAUUCUAUCCAGCGGAUCCAUUCCGUCUAACUGGCAAUGGCCGCAUCAUGCUCUUCCAGCAGCUGAAGCGAGAUCUUCGCCAUGGUCGACUUUACUGUUCGUUGGGUGAGGCGGCGGCAUUGGGUGCAUUAAUAGUCCAAGAGGAACUCGGGGACUAUGACGAACUGAUGCACAUUGGUGACUAUGUGUCCUCGCUGGAUUUGGCACUGCGCCAAACAGAGAAUCUCGAGAAGAAGAUUAUGGAGCUGCACAGAAAACGGAAGCCUGGCCAAGAUCCCACCGUGGCCAUGGAUGAGUUUAUGGGCAUUGCACGUGGGCUGGAGACAUACGGCAUCGAUCCGCAUCCCGUGAAGGAUCAUCGCGGCUCGUUGCUGUACGUGGGCAUCAAUCAUGCCGGCAUCAGCACCUAUGUGGCGGGCAAAAGAUCUCAACACUUCCGCUGGAACGAAGUGCACAAGAUCAAUUUCGAGGGCAAAAUGUUUAUAGCGCAUUUGAGCUUCACGGAUGCCAGCAGGGAGCCGAAAAAACACACCAUUGGCUUCAAGUGCCCCUCGGGACCCGCUUGCCGUUAUCUCUGGCGAAGCGCCAUCGAGCAAAUGUUGUUCUUCACUUUGCCGAAUAGCCAACAUGCCGCUGUUGUUUCGGGCGGCGGCUUCUUCUCCUGGGGCACCAAGUUCCGUUAUACCGGUCGGACGGAACGCGAGAUAUUGACUGAAAGCAUUAAUGCGUUGCGCGAACAGAAAAUGACAAAUUCAACAUCGAGCAAACGCAAGGCGAGCAGCGUUCCAGCGACACCUUCCAGUCCACAGGGUGACUUGGCACAAAUACGCUACAGCAGUUUGCCACGUUCCACAAUGUCCGAGCCGCUGGGCUGCUCGAUGGCGCCGAGCAUUCUCAUUUAUGGCCAUGGCCAGGAUGGGGGCGUCAACGGUGGCCUGCAAAUGCCCAUUCUGGAGCCAGUUUGCGAGGAGGCGCGUCUGCGCUCCUCGAACAUCGAUAGACUUAAUCAUAUGGGAACCGAGCUGUCCGGCUAUGCGUUCCGUGACUCCAUCGAGCAUUCGUCAACGGAGAGCGGACUGACGGCCAGUGGAUAUGAUGUGGCUGGCAAGCCGCGUGGCAAUCCGAGUGACUCCAAGCAGCAUCUGUAUUAUUCAUCCAAGCAGUACUAUGCGCUGCCCAAUCCCGCCUUAAAUUCAAGCUCUUCCGUCGGCAUCUCCAGUGGGAAGCAUUUAGGCAAAUUCUCACGCACGCAUUCCAAUUCCAACAGUGGCAAAAGCAUGCGAAAAUUCCAUUUGCUGCACGCCUUUAUACCAUCCGUAAUCUUUGUAGUUAUCGCCAUGGCCGGCACUGCCGUCCUAAUCAUGGAAUCCGAACUGGAUAUGUUUGAACGUGUCCGCAAUUCUCCGGAAAUGCUUAGUUUGCGCUAUCAGUAUUAUCAGCCAUUAAAGGAAUUUGUCAUGGAAAAAUUGGGCCGUAAAAUGUAAAUGUUGUAUAUGAUUGA